Messenger RNA from Spizellomyces punctatus DAOM BR117, 1410 nucleotides. Its product is annotated as ketol-acid reductoisomerase. The transcript is spliced from 4 exons. Lineage: Eukaryota; Fungi; Chytridiomycota; Chytridiomycetes; Spizellomycetales; Spizellomycetaceae. Gene Ontology annotation, molecular function: ketol-acid reductoisomerase activity. Gene Ontology annotation, cellular component: mitochondrion. The record is from RefSeq and is a predicted model, not a curated record. Gene Ontology annotation, biological process: L-valine biosynthetic process. Bases 37 to 1242 code for a protein of 401 amino acids.
CUACCCACGCAUCUACCCACACAUUCUCCCCUCAUCAUGAACCCUGCAAGAUCUGCUGCUGCACGCGCCGUGCGCGCCAUCUCCUCUUCUGCAAGGCAACCUGCCGCCCGCACCAUCACCACUGCGGCUGCACGAGCAAUCCGUGCUAGCGCUCCCGUUGCCGUGAGAAGCCCUGUGUUUGUCCAGCAACGUGGCGUCAAAACCUUGGACUUUGGUGGAUCAAAAGAAACCGUCUGGGAGAGAUCUGACUUCCCCAAGGAAAAGCUCCACAAGAUCUUUGCCAACGACACUUUUGCCGUCCUCGGCUACGGUACACAAGGAUAUGCCCAAUCGCUCAACCUUCGCGACAAUGGUCUCAAAGUGAUUGUUGGUGUGCGUAAGGGCGGUCACUCUUGGGAGGCUGCAAAGAAGGACGGCUGGGUGGAAGGCAAAACCCUGUUCUCCAUCGAAGAAGCUGCUGACAAGGGUACUAUCUUGAUGUACCUUUUGUCUGACGCUGGUCAGAAGGAGGGUUGGCCUACCAUCAAGCCAUACGUGACAAAGGGCAAAACACUCUAUUUCUCCCACGGUUUCAGUGUCGUAUUCCCCGAACAGACUGGCGUUGUGCCACCAAAGGAUGUAGACGUGAUCCUUGCUGCCCCCAAGGGCUCUGGUGCUACCGUCCGCUCCUUGUUUCUGGAGGGCCGCGGAAUCAACUCGUCUGUUGCUAUCCACCAAGACGUAUCUGGUCAAGCUCGCGAGCGAGCAUUUGCCAUGGGUGUUGCAAUUGGAUCUGGAUACCUCUACGAAACUACAUUCAAGAAGGAGGUGUACUCUGACCUUACUGGUGAGCGUGGUAUCUUGAUGGGUGCCAUUCAAGGAGCGUUUGCCGCUCAGUACGACGUCCUCCGUGCCAAGGGUCACAGUCCCUCUGAGGCUUUCAACGAAACUGUCGAGGAGGCGACCCAGUCUCUAUACCCAUUGAUUGCAAAGAAUGGUAUGGAUUGGAUGUACGCCAACUGCAGUACCACCGCUCGUCGUGGUGCUCUUGACUGGGCGCCCGAAUUCUACAAGGCCACCAAGCCUGUGUUUGAGGCUCUGUACGAGUCUGUCGAGAACGGAUCUGAGACCAAGAGGAGUUUGGAGGAGAACAGCCGACCAGACUACCGGGAGCGAUUGGAGGCCGAGCUCCGUGAAAUCCGUGAAAGUGAAAUGUGGCGGGCUGGCCGAACGGUGCGAAGCCUCCGUCCCGAGAACAAUUAAAAUGUUGCGUACGAUGGGGAUGGUAAGCGGGUAGAUGGAAACCAUUUGUUGUAAUUAAGUAUUUGGAUGAAUUUGAAUGCUACUGGUUUGACAGUCGAAUGUUGUCUAAUUCGGUUGCAAUGUGUAAUUUGAGAAAUGAUGCAAUAAAAGGGUUUGUUUUAAAAGAGC